Oncorhynchus masou masou (cherry salmon) is the source of this 2050-nucleotide messenger RNA. Its product is annotated as borealin-like. Lineage: Eukaryota; Metazoa; Chordata; Actinopteri; Salmoniformes; Salmonidae. Gene Ontology annotation, cellular component: chromosome, centromeric region; spindle midzone; chromosome passenger complex. The transcript has 11 exons. Gene Ontology annotation, biological process: mitotic sister chromatid segregation. The record is from RefSeq and is a predicted model, not a curated record. The coding region runs from base 107 to 946 and encodes 279 amino acids.
GCAUUGUCUGCGUCUGCGUGUAAAUUUGAAAAUUUCGCCAACUGGAAAGAGAGGGAGGCAGCAGGAUUAACUCGCUAACUAGAAAAUAAAGAAAACAUCACCAGAGAUGGGACGACCAAAGAGGACGACUAAACAACGUAAAAACCCCAAGUUGGACAAAUUGGAGGCUUUUCUCGAAGAUUUCGACAGUGAGGUUAAAACCGUAGUUGAAAGGCUGAAGGAGAAGACAAACAGCCUCCUGAAAGAUGCAGACAACUUCUACAACAUGGCUGUGAUCAAGCUGCCAAAGGUAGUGAGACAGAUGAACUGGCUUGAGCAUUGUGGGUCAGAGAAACCAAAGUCACCCGUGUCACCAGUGGAGGAUGCCAAGAAAGUAGAGGAGGCUGCCCAAGUGGAGAGUGUUAUGGCUGAAGUCCAUACUAUUCCCCCCAAGACUGUUAAAAAAGCAAAGUUGAAAAGGGGUGGAGCCAGGACAAGUUCAGAGGAUGAGAACACUUUUACAGCCACAGGGAAGAAGGGUAAAUCAACUAGGAAACCUCCAACGUCAAAGAGCGCCAAAGCACUGUCAGUCAGCAAGCGGAACUCGUCCAUCAGAAAGUCCAGUAGGAAGCCACUGGUCACUCCUUCCAGGAACAUGUUGGACAGUUCCCUCAUGGGCCCUACCCCUCUUAUCACACCACGCUUUGACUCCAGACUUCCCAAGACCCCCGCGGUGAGGAUACCCCGCCACAAGGAGAGGGUUUACAGUAUCUCAGUCAACGGCUCCCCCAUCUCAGGAGGCGGUAAUGAUAUCGUCAUCAAUGUCCCUGUGGGGAAUGGAGAGUGCAUUCAGCUGCUGGCCAGUCAGAUGGACACUGUGGACCUGGGACAGCUGGAUGAGACAGCCAUGAGGAGCAUCCGUCUGCUUCAGAACCGCCUCACAACACUGUGUGAAUCCUCCGAAUGACCUCUUCAGUGUCUUUUUUUGUUGUACAAGAACCCCCCCCCCCUCCAAAAAAAAAAUCUCUGUAUAUUUCUCUUUUAAUACAUAGUUAUUAAUAGCUGUCCAGUCUGCUUUUGUGUAGUUAUCUUAGCGCUCUUUAUUGUUAUGGUUUAAAUGUUUUAAAAUGGAUGUCAAGCACGUGGGACUAUACUUGGAACAGGCUAUUUUUCAGGGAUGCAGUCUUCCAUAUAAAAUACAUUUAAAAUGAGCAACAUUAAUAAACCCUAACUCCACUUCCCCUCAAAUAGUCUAACAUGUUUUAAAGCUACUUGUGUGCCCUGUGAGUGAAAGAAGGAUAUGCUGCAUGCCUUCGUCUCACCAAUAACACUGUCUGCCCUCUUGUGGUUAAGGUUUGCCAGUUCAACUUGUACUGUACAGUGUGGAUGAGGAAAUAAGAGGUCCAUGCAUUUUAGAAUUAUUCAGUGAAAUUUUACAAUACUUUGUUUUUAAUGUAAAUAUGCCAUUUUGUUCACUUUUCUCAAAGUGGAUUCUUUCAACUCUCUGGUGAAUGUCUUUAUUUGUGUGGUGGAAGUUGGGGAACCACUGCUUGCUGUUGUUUGGGGUGGUUGUUUGUAGCCUAGAUGAAGAUCCUGGGGUAGUACUCGUAAUACAGUACAGAAAUACAACCACCUUUUCAUGUUUUCCCAUUGUCAUCAUCGCUUCAAUAUGCUGUAAUCACAGACAACUAGACAAUACUGUUUGCCUGCUUAGAUUCCCUGAGACCACCUGCUCAUUUGUGUUUCUGGAGGGUGCGUUAUUCAUGAAGACUGUAGGCAAAUCAAGUUCCCCUGGAAUUCAAUUUGUCGCUAAGUAUCAGUUUGACAGUAUUACGUUCCACGAGAUGCAUUGCAUUUUGAUGUUUAAAGUGUACAUUAGACAAUGAGCUACAGCUUCAGAUGUUUCCAUUAACUCUAGCUGUCAUACUGGUCACAGCAGAAGGAGCCCUGCCACGGCAUAACAAAAAUAUGGGCUCGUAGAAGCUUGAUUAAAACGUUGGGUCAAGCGUGUGGGGUGCCAGACUGCUUAAAUAAAUAAACUCUUAUACCACCAUAGCAGGGAUUCAAUCUG